This is a messenger RNA of Hyalella azteca, 3066 nucleotides long. RefSeq names its product probable magnesium transporter NIPA1. The record is from RefSeq and is a predicted model, not a curated record. Gene Ontology annotation, molecular function: magnesium ion transmembrane transporter activity. The transcript is spliced from 4 exons. Gene Ontology annotation, biological process: magnesium ion transport. Gene Ontology annotation, cellular component: membrane. Lineage: Eukaryota; Metazoa; Arthropoda; Malacostraca; Amphipoda; Hyalellidae. Bases 529 to 2208 code for a protein of 559 amino acids.
GCGUCCGUAUCACGUAUACGGUGCAAGACUCUGUCACUGCUGCCACGCUAGCGCCACGCUUCAUAGAAGCUACUAGAACCGCAAACUGUACGCAAAACCAACGCCAUUGCUCGUAAAGUUCUCGAAAAUAAACUAACUUAGCUUCAGGUGCACAGAAAACUUUCUCCUAUCGGAUACGCAUGCAUAUGAGGUGUCCUCACGUAAGCUCGGCUAACGAAGUGUAAUUCUGUCAGCAAAACAAACUAUGAUAAACUAACAUGACUACAAGGCUUGAAAAAUCACGGAAAAAAUGUUGGAAAAGAGUUUUGCGAAGUCUUAACAUGCCUAUAACUUAUUGACGAGACGGAGUAAGCUCUACGAGCGUUUGAUACAAUAAAAUACUUAGGCAAUUUCACAAAUAGACACAUUCACGGAAUGCAGCAAUGAUUAAAGUUGAAUGGGGGCUUAUGACAUAAAAUUAGCACGAAGUUGUGUACAAAAUCAACAAAAGUUACUUAUUCAAGUAAAUUGCAUUUAUAUCCACGAACCAUGGCCUCCCUUUACUCUGCAAGUGGGUCAAAUGACACACAAAACCAAACGCUCGCUCUGCUCGGUCUCCACAACUGCACCAGCCUGGACAGCGACGGUAUCCUGUCUACGGCGGUGCUCGCUGAAGACGUGAUGGUGGAGACAAUGCCGCUGAACUCCAUCAUUGGGGUGAUCAUCGCGGUCUUUGCUAACUCCCUCAACGGCUUCUCCAUUAUACUAAAAAAACAGUCCCUGAAAAGAUUACAGGACACUGGGCACCUGAGGGCGUCAGAAGGCGGCUUUGGAUACCUGAAGGAGGCACGGUGGUGGAUGGGUAUUUCUUUGCUCGGCUUCGGCGAGCUGCUCAAUUUCGUGGCGCUGAUUUUUGCACCGGCAAUUCUGGUGACGCCGCUGGGGGUGAUGGCUCUGGUAACGACCACCGUACUGUCCCCUGUCAUUCUCAAGGAAAAGACCGGGACGGUUGGGCUGCUCGGGUGCCUGCUGGUGCUGGUCGGCUGCGUCAUCAUCACGCUGUGUGGACCUAAGGACCAAGAGGUGGCCUCCGUCCAAGAGUUCGAGGACCAUCUCACAUCACCGGGGUUCUUAGCUUAUGCGGGCUCCAUAGUGCUCAUAACGUCCUUCCUUAUCUAUAUUUCGCCAAAGUAUGGGUCAAAAUACCUGCUCCUGUACGUCUUUAUCGUUGGCAGUUACGGUUCUCUUUCAGUCAUGUUCUGUAAAGGAAUCGGAAUCGCGAUCAAAACUACAAUACUAGGAGUGAAUGCGUUUACAGAAUGGAGUGUUUGGGUUUCAAUUUUUUGUUUAAUUGCUUGUCUUCUAAUUGAGACUGCAUACAAUCAGGUGAGCCUGGAUCUUUUUAACACUUCCAUCGUGAUGUCGGUCACAUACGUUAUUUUCUCGACCCUUAUAAUUGCUGGGUCUGCCAUAAUUUUUUCCUCGAAGCAGAAUAUCGGUACUAAAGAUAUAAUUUUGACAGUUCUGGGCUUUAUUGUGAACGUUAUAGCUCUCUACAUGAUGAAUUUGGAUAAGAAUCCUGACAUGGUACUCACGAUAUCUCGUAACGACGAGCAAUGCCAAUCUCUGGAAAAAAUUCCAGUUCAAGAUGUUGAACAAACAGUCGGUCGGACAUUCGAUACAAAUGCCAUCAGCAAACAGGGAGAGUUCAUCAGUUUUUCCAAUGCUUCAGUUUUAACUCCUGCAAGCACACCAAGGACAUCAACAAAUAAACAUACAUGUGGAAUGGCCAUCCAUUCUUCCAUGCUUCGGGAAGGAGAAACAAAAAACAGCUACUCUUCUCUGCUCAGUGACGACGCGGUGUCGGUUACUUCCAAAGAUGGCGUCGUGACGAGUGAUAACAACAGGCCAGAUGACACUGAUAAGCGACCAAAUUCGGCUUCGUCUACUGCGUCGUUAAGCACCAAUAAGAUCAGCAGCUUACGUAGUCUUUGUUCCUUUGGGUACAUGCAAGAGAUUGAAGUGGCCAAACACUCCGAAGAAACUCACUCAGAUGAAGAUGAUAAAAAUAUUGAAGAAUCCAAGUCCUCCCUUGGGCAUUCUGCUGAAGACUCAUUCGCAAUUGAUGUAUCCGAUAAUGAUGGUAAAGUCAGCCGAUCAAAUUCCCGAAAGAAGAAAACGACAAAGCUACUGCAAAAAAGUGCACAAGCAACCUCAAUAGAAAUUUGACAAGAAAUUAUGGGAUGUAAAUCGCCAAAAUUGUAAGUUUUAAGAAUAACAUAUGGCCAAUCUGUGUCAAUCGAUUUCUUUGCUUGUGCUUUUUAUCUUGGAGAAGAGAAAACUUCUGCAUAGUGCGAUUGAAUGUGAAAUUCCAUUGUCUAGUAACUCUAGUGACUCUCGAUAGGCUGCUACUAAUGAUGCCAAAUCAACGAUUCCCGCAGCCCUGUUUUCAAAAUGACUCGCAAAAUCAAGCAGUUAUAUUUUCUAUAUUUACUUUCGAAAGCAUCGUAUGAUAUGGUAAAAUGUCUCAAAUUAAAUGCUAUAACUUUAAACGUGUUCAUUAUACUCAGUAGCAAAGCUAUGGCAGCUCCGGUUAUAGUAAUGUAGUGAGCUUAUGUAGUGUCCUACGAAUGAAAGAUAUUCUGUGAUUUUAAUUAAAUUUUGGACACCAGUCAAGCUGAAGUUAUUGCCACAACUCAAUGAAAGUUUAUGCCUUUAUUGGGGUUGUUGCGUACGUACGAUAAUCACUUAAACAGCAUAAAAUCAACUGGAUUAAUUUAUUAUUUAUGUCGAAUGUCCAGUAACUCCACAUGCACAAUAGUUUUUAAUGAUACCGAUAAAUGUCGCGACGUGCUGAUCCUUCCAUGAAAAGAUCGAUGUUUAAGAAUUCGAUCAAGCUAUUUUUUAGUAGACACGGAUCCUAUAAAUCACCCGUGUUAUUAACUAUAUAAGCUGAAUACAUUUAUGGAAUGCACUAUUAUGCAUUAUUAUUAUCACAGUAUUAUGUACCGAAUUGGGAUCACAAUUCGUGAGACACAAACUACAUCGCACGUCUUGCGAUUGCAGUGAGGUUAUGAAGGCUUUUAU